AUGGUGAUUCCGUCGACGGAUUAUAGAUUUCUUCAUCGGAUUUUUAUCGAAAAAGGUAAUCUUUAUGGUUUGUGUUUCUGUACUCGAGCUUUCUCUGGUCUCAGUGAUGAUUGCAGAGAGAUUUUGAGAAAUGGGCUUCGUGAUAUUAAGUUAGAUGAUGCUAUUGCUUUGUUCAGUGAGAUGGUAAAGUCUCGUCCUUUGCCUUCGAUUAUUGAGUUUAGUAAAUUAAUGAGUGCUAUUACGAAGAUGAAGAAGUAUGAUGUUGUCAUCUCUGUGGGCGAGCAGAUGCAAAAGUUAGGAAUUGCACAUAGUCUCUACACUUACAGCAUUUUGAUCAACUGUUUUUGCCGCCGCUCUCAGCUCUCUCUUGCUUUAGCUGUUCUUGGGAAGAUGAUGAAACUCGGCUACGAGCCUAGCCUUGUCACGUUUAACUCGCUGCUCAAUGGUUUCUGUCGUGGGAAUAGGAUUUCAGAUGCAGUAUCUCUGGUUGAUCAAAUGGUGGGAAUGGGAUAUAAACCGGAUACAGUGACAUUCAACACUCUAAUCCAUGGACUUUUUCUCACCAACAAAGUCUCAGAAGCGGUGGCUUUAGUUGAACGGAUGGCUGUGAAAGGCUGUCAACCAGAUCCUUUUACUUAUGGUGUGGUGAUAAAUGGAGUAUGUAAGAGAGGUGAUACUGACUUUUCUUUAAAGCUGCUCAAAAAGAUGGAAGAAGGGGAAAUUAAGGCGAAUGUUGUAAUCUACAAUACAGUCAUUGAUUGCCUUUGCAAAUACAGAAACGUGGAUGAUGCAUUCGACCUAUUCAAUGAAAUGGAGAACAAAGGAAUUAGACCGGAUGUUGUGACGUACAGCUCCCUCAUAAGUUGCCUUUGUAAUUGCGGAAGAUGGAGUGAUGCCUCUCGAUUACUUCGUGAUAUGAUUGAGAGGAGAAUCAACCCCAAUGUAGUUAGUUUCAAUGCAUUGAUAGAUGCAUUUGUGAAGGAAGGGAAACUUUUCGAGGCUGAAAAACUGUAUGAGGAAAUGAUCCACAGGUCUGUAGAUCCUAAUACCAUCACUUACAAUUCACUAAUUAAUGGGUUUUGUAGGCAUGCUCGCUUAGAGGAGGCUAAACAGUUGUUUGCUUUGAUGGUUAGCAAUGACUGUCUCCCAGAUGUUGUGACAUAUAGUACUCUUAUAAAUGGAUUUUGCAAGUCUAAGAAGGUAGAGGAUGCCAUGGAACUCUUUCGUGAGAUGUCUCAAAGAGGAUUGGUUGGAGUCACAGUCACUUAUAACACUCUUAUCCAAGGUUUUUUUCAAUCUGCUGAUUGUGAGAAUGCCCAACAAGUUUUCAAACAGAUGGUUUCUGAUGGUGUGCCUUGUGAUAUUAUGACAUACAGCAUUUUGUUAGAUGGACUUUGUAAAAACGGGAAGCUAGAGAAAUCAUUGUUGGUAUUCCAAGAUCUGCAAAAGAGUGGUAUGGAACUCAAUAUUUUCACAUAUAGUAUUAUCAUUGAAGGGAUGUGCAAGGCUGGUAAAGUUGAAGAUGCGUGGAAAUUAUUUUGUAGCCUCAGCCACAAAGAAGUGAAGCCUAAUGUUGUAGCAUUCAAUACAAUGAUCUCAGGCUUGUGUGGGAAAGGCUUGAAGGAGGAAGCAGAUGCCUUGUUCAGGAAAAUGAAAGACGACGGGCCUCUCCCAGAUAGCGGUACCUAUAAUGCGCUGAUUAGGGCACACCUUAGAGAUGGUGACAAAGCCGCAUCAGCUAAACUCAUAAACGAAAUGAGGGGUUGCGGGUUCUGUGGAGAUGCUUCGACAAUAAGAAUGGUCUUUAAUAUGCUGUAUGAUGGGAGAUUGGAAAAAAGCUUUCUGGACAUGCUUUCUUAA
This is a messenger RNA of Arabis nemorensis, 1860 nucleotides long. The record is from the annotation of a GenBank genome assembly. NCBI's taxonomy places the organism in Eukaryota, Viridiplantae, Streptophyta, Magnoliopsida, Brassicales, Brassicaceae.